Molecule: messenger RNA, 1105 nt
Organism: Durio zibethinus
Lineage: Eukaryota; Viridiplantae; Streptophyta; Magnoliopsida; Malvales; Malvaceae
Product: RING-H2 finger protein ATL33-like
Biological process (GO): protein ubiquitination
Source: RefSeq, a predicted model, not a curated record
AUGGAGAACUUACCAACCAUUAUCAGACCACCACCACCACCACCACCACCACAACUACCGCCGUAUGUCUUUGCAGCACCACCACUUUCCCAGCUUGAUAACACUACUAACAGUACUAUUAUCAGGUCACCUCCGCCUUUACCUUCUUCUUUAUCACCCCAAAUAUACCCUAUAGAUCAAAACGGAACUGUUACUAUAGUGACCAUCAAUCCACCGCCAGCUUUUCCUGAUUCAUCAAGAAGCGUUGAUUUAUCCCCACUUGAAUUCAUCCUAUCCCUUAUGGCAUUUAUAACGAUCCCUGCUAUAAUCUACUCUUUCUUUUUUGCUGUCAAGUGCCCUCCUUGGACUUCCAGGGAACGUCAGGACAGCCCUAGGGAGCUUCCCAGGGACAACGGUGGAAGUAAUGUAGAAGUGAUUGAGCGGAGGAGGGAGCCUGUUGCAGGUUUUAAGUACCAAAAAGAGACUCAUUCUAAAGAUAUUGGAAGUGAGUGUCCUAUUUGUUUAUCCGUUUUUGCCGAUGGGGAAGAAGUAAGGCAGUUGAGUGGAUGCAAGCACUCAUUUCAUGCUACUUGCAUUGAUUUGUGGCUUAACAGCCAUAACAAUUGUCCAAUUUGCCGGGCUUCUGUUACUAUAAAGAGGCCAAAUAAUAAUGAUACGGCCCUGUCGGUUUCAGCUAGAGAUAGUGAUCUCCAACAAGGUUUGACAGAUGCAGCCAAUUUGGUUUGACAUGCCUAGUUUAAUUUCUUGAUUUUUUUUUCUCCUUUCUUGCUAAAAUAUUGUUUUUCCCUUUUGGCCUUCCGAGGCUAUAUGGAAAGUGAAAAUGGCAAAUGGAAGAUUUGGUAUUCAAUACUUCGACUGGAAUUGGUAGUCUAGAAUCCAGAUAUCAUAUAGAUUGGCCGUCAAUUUUUUUCUUUUGGGUUAUUUCCCUUUGAGGGAAUGGGAUGAAUUCAAGGCAACUAAGAGCCAGGGUUUUGAGACAAAAGUUUUUGUGGAUCAUUCUUGUAUUAUAGCUUGAACUCUUCAGAUAGAAAUCGCAUUGGUUACUUAAUUAAAAGGGUAAGUAUUGGUAUCAGCCCUGAAUUAACUCGGUCCUGAUUCACAGGUU